CGCGAGCUUAAUCUAUACUUUCAAGACUUCGCAAGUCCCUCACAGCACGCGAACACAAAACAUGCCUACUAAGGGCUGUUCACGCAAACCACCAUCAAUGAUGCUGCUCGCACUACUAUGCAGUCUGGUAGCAGCACCUCGAGCAUUCGCCAGCCCGCUUGCCGGUCUUCAGGAUCUCGCCCCGCAAAACCUUCCGAUAGGAGCUUCUCUUGGAGGUUUCGAAUUCGACUACAGCCCCAACCCUGAAUACGAUGAGAAGGCGCAUUACAAGAUCGUCAAUUUGUUCAAGCGUGGGUGUACGCUACCUCAAGGAGGCGUGUGUAGCGAUGGUGCUGCUUGUUGCAACAACCCCAAUGCGUCUGGCAAAGGUUGGUGUUGCAAUUCGGGAAAAUUAUGUGGAGAUGGAAAAGACGAGACAUAUUGCAUGCAGAGCACGUAAGUACUCCCAAUAUUUUGCACUUUCUACUUGCAAAACUGACCUUGGAGAAGUGUCUUUACGACAACCACCACGACACGCACCAAUGUCAUCACGGA
This is a messenger RNA of Aaosphaeria arxii CBS 175.79, 534 nucleotides long. RefSeq lists its product as uncharacterized. The coding region runs from base 62 to 439 and encodes 125 amino acids. The record is from RefSeq and is a predicted model, not a curated record. NCBI's taxonomy places the organism in Eukaryota, Fungi, Ascomycota, Dothideomycetes, Pleosporales. The transcript has a single exon.